Messenger RNA from Cynara cardunculus var. scolymus (artichoke), 762 nucleotides. Its product is annotated as cytochrome b5. The transcript is spliced from 3 exons. The coding region runs from base 186 to 584 and encodes 132 amino acids. Gene Ontology annotation, molecular function: heme binding. The record is from RefSeq and is a predicted model, not a curated record. NCBI's taxonomy places the organism in Eukaryota, Viridiplantae, Streptophyta, Magnoliopsida, Asterales, Asteraceae. Gene Ontology annotation, cellular component: membrane; intracellular membrane-bounded organelle.
ACCCCGCACCUACAUUAUGUGAUAUCAGUCCACUCCUUUCCCUCUUCUCAACAACCACCAUAAGUUACCCACCUAAAUCUUUGACCAUCCACCUCCAUUUUUGCUCUUUAAAGUCAUCUGAUCGCCAUCUUCACAGAUCGCCAUUACAGAUCUACUCCAUAUCUGUAUUCUUUGUGCGAUCUCCUAUGGGUAAAGCAUUUACUUUGAAAGAGGUUGCUGAGCACAACGAUCCCAAAGAUUGCUGGCUCAUAAUCCAUGGCAAGGUGUUUGAUGUGACGAAGUUCUUGGAGGAUCAUCCUGGUGGAGAUGAUGUUUUGUUGUCAGCUACAGGAAAGGAUGCAACCGAUGAUUUCGAAGAUGUGGGCCACAGCACGACUGCUAAAUCGAUGAUGGAUGAAUUCUAUGUCGGGGAUAUCGAUACAGCAACGAUCCCCAGCAAGGUUGAGUACACAGCUCCAAAGCAGGCUCACUACAACCAAGACAAGACGACCGAGUUCAUCAUUAAGAUUCUGCAAUUCUUGGUUCCAUUGCUCAUCUUGGGUGUCGCUGUCGGGAUCCGGUUCUAUACCAGAUCGGCAGCUUAAGAUCCUGAUUCGGGUGGUUCAGAUCUCUUUCCUUUUUAAGUCUGUUGUUAAGUUAUUUGAGUUAUUUGAGUUCUUGUUUCCUGCAUCUUGAAACAAGUCUAUUGUUAUAAGAGUAUGGCUGGUUUUAGUGACUUUAACAUCGGUUCGUCUGAACGUGUAGACAAGUCUAUAGGUCAUU